AUGACAGCUAAAAGGUCAAGAUCAAAUUCAAGGAGUACAGGAAGUGAUGCCCCUAAUUUGCAACCGCCUCCGCUCUUAUUUCAACAGGAAGAAGAUCAAAGUCUAGAGAAUGAUAAUAUCAAUCCUAUUGCUACUACAUUGAUCGCAUCUCCCAAGAAGACAACUGAAAAUCAACAAGUAGGAUUAACCAAACAUAGAUAUACCAACAUUUUAAUACUGAAGUCUCUAAAUGGAACUUUUGAAACCAAAUUUUUAAUCAUACCUUAUUUACCAGAAACUUUGAAACUAGGUAGACCUGUUACAAAUAACAGUAACAAUGGCAAUUCGCGGAAUUCUAUCAUACGUUCAGACAAUGGUAAUUUUGAUUCAAGGGUACUGUCUAGGUCACAUGCAUCAUUAUUUACUGACCCAAGGACAAAUACUAUUUUUAUCAAAGAUUUAAAUUCAAGUAAUGGGACUUUUUUAAAUAAUUCCAGACUCUUAGCUGAUCAAAAUUAUAAAUUAAAUAUUGGGGAUGUAAUUGAUUUGGGCACUGAUAUUGACAAUAAGCUAGAACAUAGACGCAUAUCUGCAUUUGUGGAAGAUAUUUCACUGAUUCCCAUACUUUCAACAUCAACCUUAAAUACUAAUCCUAGUGCUUCAGGUAUAUCUACUCCCAUACACUUAAGUUUAAAUGCCCAAAGAAUAGCAUUUGAUGCUGCAAUGUUUGGUGAUAUCAGUGAUUCUCAAGACGGGCAAGCAGAUUUAAAUGAUGAUUUAUUAGGGAAAGAUACAAGUAUUUUAAGUGGCAUUUUUAUUAAUAGUUCUACAGGAACAUCACCUAAUAUUAUUUCAAUGAUAAAACUUUUAAAUACCGAGAUAUCUUUAGAAGAAUAUGAAAAUGAUAAAUUAGUCAAAUUAAAUAAGUAUUUGAAAGAUUAUCGAUUGAAUAUGAAAUCCUUGUAUUAUAGAGAUAUUGAGGAACUGCAAAAAAAUUUUAAAAUGGUGAAAGACUCAAUAACAAAAAAUUAUAAUGAAAAAUUAGAAACUUUAACUAGAAAGAAUAAUAACAACCUUGAUAUAUUACGUGCAGAAAUUGAAAGUUUAAAAUUGCAUAUUAAUCCUGAUCCUUCUGAAGUUGCAAACCAGCAUAGUAAUGAUAUAACUGACAGCCCUGAUUCUUCAAAUUAUAAUUCUAAAGUAUCGGAAAUAACUUCGCCCAAGAUUGAUGAGCUGAGACAGCAAUUAAUCACUCUUAAACAGGAUUUAGAAUUGCAGAAGUUAGAGAAUCAUUCUUUAACUCAAAAAAUUAUUAAUGACGAUGGCUAUAAUACUUCCAACAAAAGCAACAAUCCGAAUGGUACUACCCAAGAAGAAGAUGAAAAGGUAUGGUCCGGACCUGGCCAAGUUAGGGCUGCCUUAUUAUUAGGUGCGAUAGGCCUUGCAUUGGGAUGGGUAUUAACUUAA
Henningerozyma blattae CBS 6284 is the source of this 1446-nucleotide messenger RNA. RefSeq lists its product as uncharacterized. The record is from RefSeq and is a predicted model, not a curated record. NCBI's taxonomy places the organism in Eukaryota, Fungi, Ascomycota, Saccharomycetes, Saccharomycetales, Saccharomycetaceae. The transcript has a single exon. Gene Ontology annotation, cellular component: cytoplasm. Gene Ontology annotation, molecular function: protein binding. The coding region runs from base 1 to 1446 and encodes 481 amino acids.